Molecule: messenger RNA, 3384 nt
Organism: Zymoseptoria tritici IPO323
Lineage: Eukaryota; Fungi; Ascomycota; Dothideomycetes; Mycosphaerellales; Mycosphaerellaceae
Exons: 5
Coding region: 130-3384 (1084 amino acids)
Biological process (GO): ergosteryl 3-beta-D-glucoside catabolic process; carbohydrate metabolic process
Molecular function (GO): steryl-beta-glucosidase activity
Source: RefSeq, a predicted model, not a curated record
CCUCACGUACAGAUCCCCUACUUUGCGUCCUCCCACGAUUCCAAGACUGCUCCGGACCAGGCGGAAAGCAGCCACGGCCAGAGCUCCCGCCCGUAGUGUUCACGAUCCACACCGACAGAUACCUAUACAAUGCCUUCCCACCGACUUCGUAUCGACGGUGCUACCUUUCGCGACUCGGCCGACCGACAAGUCACUCUCCACGGCAUCAACAUUGCAGGCGACUCGAAACUACCCGCAGCCCCCGAUAUACCCUCCCAUACCCGCGAACACUUCUUCGAAGGCGACGAUGUGUCCUUCGUAAACCGACCCUUUGCUCUCUCCGAAGCACAUACACACUUCUCUCGACUGCGAAGAUGGGGCUUCAACACAAUACGCUACAUCUUCACCUGGGAAGCUCUCGAACAUGCAGGUCCAGGGAACUACGAUGAGGACUUUAUAAAACACACCAUCAACACAUUGCGGGUAGCUCAAGAAUAUGGCUUCUACGUGUUUAUGGAUCCGCAUCAGGAUGUGUGGAGUCGCUUUACUGGUGGAUCUGGAGCACCAAUGUGGACAAUAUACGCCUGCGGGCUGGACCCGAAGAAGCUGAUGGACACAGAGGCGAGUCUGGUGCAAAACACAUGGCCGGAUCCAGCGCAAUACCCGAAGAUGGUGUGGGCGACGAAUUAUACACGACUAGCGGUGCAGACGAUAUUCACAUUGUUCUUCUCCGGCAAGGAGUUUGCGCCAAAAUGUGUGAUCGAUGGAAAGAACAUUCAGGACUAUCUGCAGGAGCAUUUCGUAGGAGCAUGCAAGCAUUUGGCAACUAGGAUUCAUGAGGCGGGAGACUUGGAGGGCGAGACGGUGAUAGGAUACGAGACAGUCAAUGAGCCGAAUAAGGGAUAUUAUGGCCACCCAGAUCUGUCCAAGAUUCCGAAGGACCAGAAAUUGAGGAAGGCGACAACACCAACAGGAUUUCAAGCCAUGUUGACCGGUUCAGGUCGAGCUGUCGAGAUUGAAACGUGGGAAUUUGGCGGGCUUGGGCCUUACAAGAGCGGGACACAACUCGUCGAUCCGAAAGGCACAUCGGCAUGGCUUGAUCCAGGGAACUGGGACGACUCGACAUACGGCUGGAAACGGUCGCCGGACUGGAAGCUGGGUGAGUGUAUAUGGGCUCAGCAUGGUGUGUGGGAUCCGAAAACCAAUGAAUUGCUGCGCCCACAAUACUUCGCCAAACAUCCCUCGACUGGCGAGACAUUAGAUCAAGACGUCUGGACAAACACCGACUUCAUGGACUACUACAAACACCACACGUCCGCCAUGCGCUCUGUGUGGUCCGACUGCUUUCUCCUCAUUCAGCCGUCACCCUUUGAAAUCCCUCCAGAAAUAAAAGGGACUCCCGAAGGCGACGACGCGAACACGAUCUUCGCCAGUCACUUCUACGACGGCAUCACUCUCAUCACCAAGAAGUGGAAUCGAUAUUGGAACGUCGAUGUCCUAGGUGUACUCCGCGGCCGAUACUCCUCUCCAGCCUUUGCAAUCCGCCUCGGCGAGACUGCAAUCCGCAAAUGCUUCCGCGAUCAACUCAGCUCCAUCCGACAAGAAGGCAUCGACAACAUGGGCGUCCACCCAUGUCUAUUCACCGAGAUCGGCAUUCCCUACGACAUGGACAAUCAACACGCAUACAAAACCGGCGACUACAGCUCUCAAUCCGCCGCCAUCGACGCCAACUUCUUCGCCAUCGAAGGCUCUCAAGUACAGGGUCUCACCUGGUGGGUCUACACAGCGUCCAACUCCCACUACUGGGGUGAUCAAUGGAACGGCGAAGAUCUCUCAAUCUACUCCUCCGAAGACCGACCCCUCCCAUCGCCUGUCAUCGCCGCCUCCAAAUCCACCCUCUCCCUCGACCCUGCUUCUCCCUCCUACUCCGCGUCUCACACCUCCGAUCCCAUUACUCCAGGCUCCCUCAACAAAACUCUCACCACCGACUCAAUGACUCCGUCCGCCUCGUCAAACCCUCCAGGCGACGCUCCGCAAGGCUUCCGUGCUGCAGAAGCCUACACUCGUCCUUACCCCAUCGCCGUCGCCGGCAAUCUCACAUCCUACGGCUUCGACUUGAAGUCCUGCACCUUCACCCUCGCUCUCUCUGCACCUCGUCCUAUCGACGCGAAUUCUCCAACGGAGAUCUUCCUGCCGAGUUUCCACUUCCCUUCCACACCGGGUGCGACACACGUGCAGGCCAGUGGUGGGAAGUGGGAAAUUCGAGUGGUGGAUGGGGAAGGUGAGGCGCCGAGACAGGUGUUGAGGUGGUGGCAUGGGGAGGGGGAGCAGAAGUUGGAGGUGAAGGGGGUGGUGAGGAAGAGGGGUGUUGUGGAGAAGGAGGAUGAUGAGGAUGACGGGUGGUUGGGAGCUUAUUGGAGGUUUGGGAAGGGGUACCUCGGCCAGCAUACUCGCGAGCGUAUACGUACCUCUUGCUCAGACUACAUUGCAAACCUUCCGACAACGCCUCAUCGAAAUUUCAUGCCGACUUUGCUGGUCCCUCUCGACAAGUUGGCCUGCCAGCGUAUAUCUGCCAUGGUCUGCGAUGGAGAUGGCAGUGCACCAUACGCAGCUUCAGCAAUCAUGGCCACCGGGCUCUACUUCCCGCUCGACUCUUCGAGGAGAGAGAUCCGGCUCUUGACCAUCUUUCCGUCGAACGAUUUUGACAGCCGGAUCGAAUGCCAGCUUCAGACAAAGUCUCUCGAUGACGACAUCGAGUACGAAGCCAUGUCCUACUGUUGGGGAGCUCCUAUCUUCGCCGAAAUGAUACUCGUCAACGGUUUCGAGGUCAAGAUUACCGACAAUUUCCACCAGGGGUUACGGCAUUUCCGAAGCCAUGGCAUUGCAAAGGCCGAGCUUCCUAUCUGGAUCGAUGCGGUGUGUAUCAAUCAGUGUGAUGUCGACGAACGAGGAUCUCAGGUGUCUAUGAUGUCCAGCAUCUACCGAGAGGCUGUCAGAGUGCACAUCUGGCUUGGAGGUCCGUCAAUGGUCCCGAAGGAGGCCAUGAGAGCGCUAGCACAUUUGAAUGAGGCUGCAACGCGGAAUUACCAGCACGAUUUCCACGGUGGUAGCGCUAUGUCGGACCGCCUGGAUCUGACCGAGCGAUGGCCGAGGUCGGACAGCGAGGAAGGACUGCAGGAUCUUCGAGACAUCCUUCUGAUCAUGCGGAACCCUUACUGGCGGCGUACAUGGGUUCUGCAAGAAGCUGCGGCUGCUAUUCAUGCAGUAUACACGGAAACGACGAACAAGUCGUCCUGCUGGGAUUCGAGAAUGAUCAAGUACCAGAAGGACCUGGCGAUGAAACCAUCCUCGCGGAACCUCGAUGCUAUGACCAGACGAUGCCUUUCGUGCAGACUGGCUAUAUGA